UCAAAAUAUAGAAUAUAGUACAUGAGUUGCUAUUAAAUUGAGGUUAGACAACGUAUGUUUAUCCUUUCUAGUUUUGUUUUCUGAACCUUUGUUUGUUUUGGAAAAACAGGAUUUGACUCAGGAUCGCCCAUCUUUGUUAAUCCUAGCAUUUAUAUAAGCGAUAUUCACUUAGUAAAUUUCCAUAUAUACGAUGAUCAUGGACUUUUUGGUGACGAGAAGGGGAGGAGGAGGAAAUCUAGUAACACCUUCAGGACAAACUCCAAAUGGUGUGCUUGAUCUCUCAGUUAUAGACAGUUUAGCAGUCCUUCGAUGCAAUGCACGUACGUUGCACGUGUUUAAAGGCGGAGACGCUACUCUCAUUCGGGAUGCAUUUUCAAAAGCUUUGGUUCCUUACUAUCCUCUUGCCGGCCGUCUCAAAAUGUCAGUGCACAGUAAUAACCAGCUUCUUCAAAUUGAUUGUUCAGCACAAGGCAUUUGGUUUGAGGAGGCUUCUGCUGAUUGUACUCUUUAUGAUGUCAACUACUUGGAUGAACCUGCAGCUUUGGAAGAUAGUACCUUUGAUAAACUUCUACCUCAGCUUCAUUCUUCUUCUCCUCAUCCUAUUGGUCAUGAUACUUUCAUGGACCCAUUGGUGCUUGUGCAGGUAACUGAAUUUAAGUGUGGUGGAUUCGUUAUGGGACUAACUUUCUGCCACAGUAUAUGUGAUGGAUUGGGAGCUGCACAAUUUCUAAAAGCAGUAGGGGAAUUCGCCAGGGGUGUCGAGAAACUGAGCGCUACACCAGUGUGGUGCAGGGAAUAUCUUCUCCCAACUCCAUCAGCUCAAAAAGGAUUAACUGCAUCAGAUCAUGAGACCAAAGACAACUCUUCAAUGUCGCCACCCUUCAUUAUUCCUGUUCCAGAUCAACGGCUGGAGCAUGCCAGUUUCGACAUUCCAAUGGAUGAGAUCAAUCAGCUCAAACACAACGUAAUGCAAGAUCAAUUAAUGGACCGUCAAAAUGCAUUUUGUUCCUCUUUUGAAAUUAUAGCUGCUACUCUGUGGAAACAGCGAUCCCGAGCGAUUUUAGAUCUAACAAACGACGAGAUGAAUUCCUCCUCCUCUUCGAAUUCAAGCUUUAUUACUACACAUAAUGCAGGUGAUGAUGAAGUGAAGCUGGUGUUUUUCGCUAAUUGUCGGCAACUGGUGCCGCUACCGGAUGGAUUCUACGGGAACUGUUUCUUCCCAGUGACAGUAAAGGCAUCGAACAAAAUUGUGGCACAAGCAUCUCUUGCUGAGGUGGUGAAGCUGAUCAAAGAUGCCAAGGCUAAGCUACCAACAGAAUUUUCACAAUGGCUUAAUAACAAGACCUACAAAUCUGUGAAUAAGGAUCAAAAUGGUAAUGAUCAGUUAAAUGAUCCAUUUGCCCCGGGGCCUGGAGUAGGUUACGACACACUGUUCAUUUCAGAAUGGGGAAGACUGGGAUUUAACGAGGUUGAUUAUGGAUGGGGAAAACCUGUACAUGUGAUACCAGUACAAGGAUCUGCUGUUAUACCUGUGGGAAUUGUUAGCAAACAACCUCUGCCCCAAAAUGGCACUCGGAUUAUGACCUGGUGCGUCCACGGCCAACAUCUCCCUUCCUUUCUUAACAUGAUGAACAAAGGAAAUUGAUGAUGCUCUAAUUAAUUUAUGUCUCCUGCUAUCAAAAGCGUAUUAAUUAAUAUGUAUGUUUGUGAGAAAUAAUAUGUGAUUCUGUUAACUAAUUGUCUAAUUUGUAUUUGUGUGCCUUAUCAUUCGUUUUCCGCGUACAAUUGUAUCAAAAUUAUGACUAAAUUUUUUGUCAACAUGGUAUUA
Molecule: messenger RNA, 1828 nt
Organism: Nicotiana attenuata
Lineage: Eukaryota; Viridiplantae; Streptophyta; Magnoliopsida; Solanales; Solanaceae
Product: acyl transferase 4
Exons: 3
Coding region: 191-1645 (484 amino acids)
Source: RefSeq, a predicted model, not a curated record